UUCAGGGCGAGUGAAAAGUUCACUCCAGAGUCGCGCGAGUUGUCUUCUCCAAGUCGAUCGACAAGGCACAGCGAAAGCGGUCGUGAAAACCCUUCGAGCAUCGCUCAGAGAAGCUUGAGACUCGGGGGGAUGGCUGGUAAAGCUGCCCAAUCUGUGGUGAAGACGAUUGCAGAGUACCGAUACCCGUGGCGCGAGAAGUUGGUGAAAUAUAGUAGCGAACUAUCCAAGGGUGUGUGGGGGUACUGGGAGUUGGGAGCGUGGAAGCCACUGGGAAUCAGUGCCCGUCGCCGAGCUAGGCUUCGCAAGGAAGUCCUACUUGCAGGCGAAGAUUGGCCAUACGACCCUGAGAGGAAAGAGAUGAGAACCAAGAGGAAAGGGCACAAGUGUGACAGGAUAGCAGCCGAGAGACGGGAAAACACCGCGAGACUGAUGGAGAAAAUGCCGGCUAUGUUACAGGCGUACAAGAAGCGGAAAUGGGAGAAGAAGAUGAAGGAAGAAGACAAGAAAUAGUCACAAUUAAUUCC
Molecule: messenger RNA, 524 nt
Organism: Syzygium oleosum
Lineage: Eukaryota; Viridiplantae; Streptophyta; Magnoliopsida; Myrtales; Myrtaceae
Exons: 2
Coding region: 130-510 (126 amino acids)
Source: RefSeq, a predicted model, not a curated record